AUGACAAUCGCAAACCUCCUUCUAUCCCUCACCCACCAGGUGCAAGAGAACAAAGGCCAAUCCCUCCUGAUAACGCUCUUCAUAGCACCUUUGAUCUACGUCUUCAUCAACGAAAUCAUCCGCAGCAAUGCACGAAUCAGCCAUCUCCGCGGUCCCUCCGGUUUACCACUAAUCGGCAAUAUUCGCGAUAUUAAAGUCAAUGCUUCGGAGAAAUAUCGCGAGUGGGCCAAGAAAUAUGGCCCGGUUUAUCAGAUUCAGCUUGGCAAUAUUCCGAUUGUUGUGGUUAAUAGUGCUGCUGCUGCGAGAACUAUCUUUGGCGCCAAUGCGCAGGCUUUGAGCUCUAGACCUGAGUUUUAUACCUUUCACAAGAUCCUCUCGGAUACGGCUGGAACAACAAUUGGUACUUCGCCCUACAGCGACUCCCUCAAACGUCGUCGCAAAGGCGCUGCCUCAGCUCUCAACCGUCCAUCCGUAGCAACCUACGUCGACCAUCUUGACGUCGAAACUCGAGACUUUAUCAAAGAGCUCGUCGAGUAUGGUAACAGUGGCAAGACCCCCGUGGACCCCAUGCCCAUGAUUCAACGUCUCUCCCUCUCCCUAGCGCUGACUCUCAACUGGGGUAUUCGUCUCAAGAGUCAAAAGGACGACAUGUUUGCCGAAAUCACACACGUGGAAGAAGAGAUCAGCCGGUUCAGAUCAACGACUGGUAAUCUGCAAGAUUACAUCCCUCUUCUUCGUCUAAACCCAUUCAACUUCCACUCUGCCAAAGCAAGGGAGAUGAGAGAAAGACGUGAUAAAUACCUCACAGCUCUGAACGACGGCCUGGAUGAGAGAAUUGCAAAUGGGACUUACAAACCCUGCAUUCAAGCCAACGUCAUCAUGGAUAAGGAGGCGAAGCUGAGUAAAGAUGAACUCACAUCCAUCAGUCUCACCAUGCUUUCAGGCGGUUUGGAUACAGUUACUACUCUUGUCGCCUGGUUCGUCGCAUACUUGAGUCAACACCCUGAGAUCCAAGAAAAGGCUGUUGCCGAAAUUGGAAAGACGUUUAGUCAGAAGGAGCCUAUGUGUGAUGUCAACGAUGAUCAGAAGUGCGAGUACGUCGUUGCUUUGGUCAAGGAGUCAUUGCGAUACUACACCGUUCUUCGCCUUGCUCUACCACGAGCUUCAAUCCGCGAUGUCGUCUACGACGGUGUUAAAAUUCCCAAAGGAACAGUAGUCUUCCUCAAUGCAUGGGCCUGCAAUAUGGAUGACCAAGUCUGGACCGACCCCGAAGUCUUCCGUCCCGAGCGCUGGUUCGAACAACCCGACGCACCACUUUUCACCUAUGGCGUAGGCUACCGCAUGUGCGCGGGCUCACUAUUGGCGAACCGGGAACUGUAUCUUUUGUACAUGAGACUUUUGAACAGUGUCAAGAUUGAGCAGUUUGAUGAUGUCGAUUGUCAUCCUCUUACUGGGAAUCUGGAUCCUACUAGUCUUGUUGCUAUGCCUAGGAGGUACAAGGCUACUUUUACGCCGAGAAAUCCGGAUGCGCUUAAGAAGGCUUUGGCUGUUUCUGUAGAGUAG
Messenger RNA from Fusarium coffeatum, 1563 nucleotides. RefSeq lists its product as uncharacterized. Lineage: Eukaryota; Fungi; Ascomycota; Sordariomycetes; Hypocreales; Nectriaceae. The record is from RefSeq and is a predicted model, not a curated record. The coding region runs from base 1 to 1563 and encodes 520 amino acids. Gene Ontology annotation, molecular function: heme binding; oxidoreductase activity, acting on paired donors, with incorporation or reduction of molecular oxygen; iron ion binding. The transcript has 3 exons.